Cottoperca gobio is the source of this 2571-nucleotide messenger RNA. It is a transcript of the gene ttc5, whose product is annotated as tetratricopeptide repeat domain 5. The record is from RefSeq and is a predicted model, not a curated record. The coding region runs from base 186 to 1520 and encodes 444 amino acids. NCBI's taxonomy places the organism in Eukaryota, Metazoa, Chordata, Actinopteri, Perciformes, Bovichtidae. Gene Ontology annotation, molecular function: protein binding. The transcript has 9 exons.
AAUUAAAAACCUAUUUCCUCUGGGCUAAAAUUCAUUGCAUUCGUGCUAUUUUAGUAAAUAGAUAUUUUCUGUAAUCAUAUCAACGUUAGAACCUUAGAUUUAAUACUCGUCUCGUAACUUUCUAAACCCUCUGCUCCGCUGCUCCUCCCGUCACCAGGCUAUUUCCUCUCUGAGCUAAAGCAAAGAUGGCGGAAGAGGAGAAGAGUGGUGAGCCUGUGAAAGAGAAGAACGAACUGCAAAUUAUGAAGGAGCUCGUGGAUGAACUGUAUAAUUUCAGAGAUUGCUAUUUUGAGACUCACAGUGUGGAGGAAGCUGGCAGGAAACAAAGUGAUGUCGCACAGGAGAUCGAAAAGACACUCAAGCAGCUGGAGGAGAAAGAAGAGCAUUUGAAACACAAAGCAGAGUUUCUGCUGCAGAAGGGCAGGUGUCUGAACGUGGCUCCUGACUUCAAUGCCGUAGCAGAAGAUUGCCUUUCCCGCGCUGUGAAGCUGGAGCCUGGCCUGGUCGAGGGCUGGAACACACUGGGGGAGCAGUACUGGAAAAAAGGAGACCUGAUCGGUGCCAAGAACUGCUUCACCGGCGCCUUGCAACAGAGCAAGAACAAAGUGUCUCUACGCAACGUGUCUAUGGUGCUGAGACAGCUGCCGGCGGCGGACAGCGACGCACAUAGCAAGCAGGUGAUGGAGAGUGUGGACAUGGCCCGACAAGCUGUCCAGCUGGAUGUCACAGACGGGACGUCCUGGUACAUCCUGGGAAAUGCCUAUGUGUCCCUGUUUUUCACCAGUGGACAGAAUCCACAGUUGUCUCAACAAGCUCUAAGUGCCUACGCUCAAUCUGAGAAAGUAGACAGAGCUGCCUCGUGCUACCCGGAGCUGCAUUUCAACCGAGCCACUCUGUUCCAGUAUGAGGAGAUGUUCGGGUCGGCGCUCGGCGGCUACAGCCGAGCCGCGGCACUCGACCCGGGCUGGGAGGAGCCUCCAGGCAGAGAGAAGCAGCUGCUGGAGUAUCUGGAGAAAGUCACAGAACUCUUACAGAACAAGGGGAAGGUGAAGGCGCGUCGGUUAAGGACGAUGCUCUCUAACCUCAGCACGUCGGCCUUGGGUCCCUGCGCCUCCCCUCAGUUCCGUUCUCCGACGGGCCGCGUCGGCAGCCUGGAGCCUCGAACUCUCUCCUCCCUCACGCACGGUCACAACGCUGGUGUGGCCGCCCUGGGCAAGGUGGUGUUCAGCCUGGCCUCUGAGGGUUGCAUGGCCUUUACGUUUGGCAUGGUGGACAGCGCGGAGUCCUGUAUACUGGUGAUGGUGUACAACACCGCUGACAGCUGGGGCGUCCUGAUCGGAGACACUGUAGUCAUUCCUGAACCUCAGGUCAAACGAAACAGUAUAACGCAUAAAGAUGAGUCGUUUGACUUCAGAAGUAUACGAGUGGACUCUCCUCUGCUGCUCAUCGUCAACGGCAAGAAACAAAACGUCCAAAGUCAGAUUGCUGCCUCCGUCAGCUACAAACCCCAGAGCGAAUGAGCUGAACGAGCAACAGGAAGUGCAGCAAGAGGACCAAUUUUUUGGGGGGGAUUUCAAAGACCAGUUUGGAUAACUAUGGAAGUUUCCAAAGUUUGUGCCUGUUUUUAUGUGUUGUUUUGUAAAUAGAGGUCACCCUGUUAAUUUGUCUUUAGAUAGACACUUUGUUAAUAUUAUAAAUAUUGCUUCUUUUUGUAUUCUGUUGUUGUGGAGACAACUCUGAGUUCUUUUUUUUUUGUAUAUGAAUGAACCUGUGAUGAUGACAUUAUGAUGUCAGCCUUGUUACAAAAAUCCUUUUACCGUAAAUUUAUUGUUUUGCGUUUUGUCUUAAAACAGCAUAGGGCCACCAGGGGUCCUAAAAAAUGUACAUGAUGAAAUGUACUAUAUUGGUAUUUAAUUUAUUUUACUUUUCACAGAAUACAUUUGGACACUUCAUAGUAGGAAAAGCACAGGUAUUACAAAAGAUAUUACCGAUGGCUCGACUCUAUUUAAUUGUUCCCAGUAAACUGUGACAGUGAACCAGCGUGCACAAUACCAGAACCCUGAAAAGGAAGCAGCUAAAUGGAUCAUUUUAUUAUUUAAUGUUACCGACUGUAAUGUCAAAAUGUGUUCUGUGGAAAAGACCUCUUGAUCAGAUAUUUCACCACAAUGUUACUCAUCAAACAGUUCAAAGAGAAUCUGUACAAAACACACUGGGUUUACCAGUUUACCAGCUGCUUUGGUUGUUUGUUAUGCAAGGAAAAUGUUCCCAUUACACACAAUAUCCAAGUCUAGACCUCAGUGGGGUUCCUUAUGCUUCCAAUCAACAACCAACCAAUUGCUCAGGUUUAACCCAGAUUGGCCAAAUUGCUCACAGUGUGCAUGACAGACCACCUACUGUUAUUCAUUCAGAAACAUAUGUACUGUAUCCAUAUAGGAAAAUGUAUGAUUUGAUUUAUUUUUAUUAUAGAGCAUUUCUUACUUUUUGGACCAAAACAAAGCAUCCAUUAUCUUUACUUCAGUUCGGGUGAGACUACCCCCUCUUACUCCAACCCACUAAACUUCUUAUACUUUU